AUGUCUAAUAACAUCGAAAUUAAAGUCACUGAAAAUUCAGACGAACGGGUUAAUUGGAUUGAAGAUGCUAUUUUAAAAAAUUACUUUAAAUAUUACGAAUACAACCAUUUCAGAAAUAUCCAAGAAAUUGGUUUCGGGAAUUUUAAAAAAGUUUAUCGUGCAAACUGGAAAGAUUCUCGUAAUCCUUUAACGUUAAAAUCUUUUUCUAAUAUCAAUAAUGUCACAACCAAAGAAAUCGUUAAUGAACUUAAACGUCAAUAUGAAAUGGAUUUCCAUGAAAAUAUUAUUCGCUUUUGUGGUAUUACUAUAAUAGAAAACCAAGAUGAUGAUUCAAAAAAUUAUUUGUUAGUAAUGGAAUAUGCCGAUAAUGGUACACUUCGAAACUAUUUAAAAGAACAUUUUGAUAGUUUAAAUUGGGACAAUAAGUUAAAUAUUGCACUUCAAUUAGCUCGUGCCGUAUCAUAUUUACAUGAAAAAGAAAUUGUGCAUCAUAAUUUGCACUCGAACAAUGUAUUAGUUCAUCAAGGGAUUAUCAAAUUAACAGAUUUUGGAUUAUCAAAAAGAAUUAAAGAAUCAUCCAAUCUUCAAUCAAAUUUCUUUGACAUGGUUGCUUAUAUUGAUCCAAAAUUAUUCGAACAAAAAAGAAUCAAUAAUCACCAAGCAUCAUUAUACUUAUUAAACAAAAAGAGUAAUAUUUAUAGCAUUGGUGUACUCUUGUGGGAAAUAUCUAGUGGUCAGUCACCUUUUUGCAAUGAACCAUCUGAUACAUGUUUGGAUUUGAAAAUUUUACAUGGUCUUAGAGAAAAACCCGUCGCUAAUACUCCUAUAGAUUAUGCAAAAAUUUAUAUUGAUUGUUGGAAUCAUGAACCAGACAAUCGUCCGAUUAUUAGUGAAGUUAUUGCUAAAUUAAAUGUAAUAAUUUUAAAUAAAUUGUCAAGUAAACAACCUUCAUUACAUGAAGAAUUAUUUCAACUUAUUCAAAAAUUUAAUAAAAUAAGUAUAAAAGAAAUAGAACCAUCAAUGUCAUUGAAUGAGAAUGAUUUUCAAAUAGUGGUUGAUGAUUUAGUUAUUCUUCUUGAUAAUGUAGAACAAGAAAGUGGAAAGGAAGAAGUUCUUGAUUACCUUAGUGAUCAUGACAUUACUCCACAACAAAUUUAUAAUUGGUUGUUAUAUAAUCAGACUAAUUCAAAUUCUGUUGUUUUACUAGGAGAUUUUCUUAGUUUAGGAAUUGAAGUAAAUGUUGAUAAACAAAAGGCAUUUGAGAUAUAUCAAAAGGCUGCAAAUUUAGGAAAUGCAUUUGGAAUUAGUAGUUUAGCAAGUUGUUAUGAAGUUGGAGCUGGAACUUAUGUUGAUAAACAAAAAGCAUUUGAAUUAUAUCAAAAAGCUGGAAAUUUUGGUAUUUUAAGUGGAAUAAAUAACUUGGCAUAUUGUUAUGAAGUCGGAAAUGGAACUAGUGUUAAUAAACAAAAGGCAUUUGAAUUAUAUCAAAAAGCUGCAAAUUUAGGUUAUAAAAUAGCUCAAUAUAAUCUUGCUUUUAUGUAUGAAAAUGGAGAUGGAGUUGUAGAAGAUAUAAACCAAGCAAUUUAUUGGUAUAAAAAAUGUGCAGAACAAGGAGAUUAUGAUGCUCAAUUUAAGUUAGAAGAACUAUUAGAAUAA
Molecule: messenger RNA, 1656 nt
Organism: Rhizophagus irregularis DAOM 181602=DAOM 197198
Lineage: Eukaryota; Fungi; Glomeromycota; Glomeromycetes; Glomerales; Glomeraceae
Biological process (GO): protein phosphorylation; signal transduction
Cellular component (GO): cytoplasm
Molecular function (GO): protein kinase activity; ATP binding; protein binding
Source: RefSeq, a predicted model, not a curated record